Messenger RNA from Oncorhynchus mykiss (rainbow trout), 2286 nucleotides. It is a transcript of the gene npm1b, whose product is annotated as nucleophosmin 1b. Gene Ontology annotation, molecular function: chromatin binding; histone binding; RNA binding. Gene Ontology annotation, biological process: ribosomal large subunit export from nucleus; ribosomal small subunit biogenesis; ribosomal small subunit export from nucleus. The record is from RefSeq and is a predicted model, not a curated record. Lineage: Eukaryota; Metazoa; Chordata; Actinopteri; Salmoniformes; Salmonidae. Gene Ontology annotation, cellular component: centrosome; cytoplasm; ribonucleoprotein complex.
UGGGUACCUGAGCUGUCACUUGCCUUUACGGAACAGAACAAUAACAUUCAGGGGGAAAAUGGCGGAGGAUAGCGUCCCAGAUUUAACCAGACCUCAAAUGUAUUUAUUUGGUUGUGCACUCAAAUCGGACAAAAAGGAGUUCAAAGUCGAGGUGGAGGACGAUGAUGCGGAUCAUCAGCUGUCACUCAAAGCAGUGUGCCUGGGUGCGGAGGCCGAGGAUAAGUUUCAUACGGUGGAGAUCGAGGGCGUCACAUACGACGGAAAGACCACCAAAAUUCCACUGGCUGUGCUGAAGCCGUCCGUGCUGCCCUCUGUGAGUUUAGGAGGGUUUGAGAUCACCCCUCCAGUAACCUUCCGUCUCCAGUCUGGCUGUGGACCCGUGUACAUCAGUGGACAGCAUUUUGUCAGUGUGAAGGACUCUGAUGAGGAAGAGGAGGAAAACAACACAUCACCUGUGAAGAGGCUGUCAAGCUUGACCUCAGGGAAACGUCCUGCUCCGAAGAAACUGAAAAUGGAGUCAGAUGAUGAUGAUGAUAGCGAUGAAGAUGACGACGAUGAUGAUGACGACGAUAGUGAUGAAGAUGAGAGUGAGGUGAAGGUACAGAAAGUUCCAGCCAAACCAACCAUAAAGAAAAGCCCGGAGCCUUUGGGGAAGAAGCCGAAAAGUGUGACAUGGGCGCAGAAUGGCUCACCAGGGAAACAAUGGGGACCAUCAGCUAAACCUCAAACCAAGACACCAGUGGGAGGAAAAGAAAAAAGGCAGAAGGAAAAGUCUGGAGCUGGCCCAUCCAAUGUUCUCACCGUGCCCGAAAUCAAGAGCAAGCUAGUGUCGGCAGCCAAAGAGGGAAAACCUUUUCCAAAGACCGAGCAGAAGUUUGAAAACUAUGCCAAAAGUGCUUUCAGGAUGUCAGACAGAAAAGUGGUUAGAGACCUCUGGAACUUUGUACAAACAUUGAAAACAGAGAAGAAAUAAGUAAUUGUAUUUCUUACAGUUACAUUAGAUACGUUUUGCUUUCUCUAUGCUUUUAUUUCCCCAAGAACAUUGAAGGUGCGAUGUUUAAACCCAUUACUAAGAGCAUCAGUGAAUACGUGUAACAAUGUCACCCCUGCUAAAGAACUGGUUGUUAGCCUACUGUUGGUGCCCAUCAGGAUACCAUAGGCCUUUGAACUAUGGUGAUGUUUUGCCAACUGUUUUAUAUGUUAAAUAUGACCCAGCCUAUUAAAGGAAUAGUUCAUACAUAAUUUUCAAAUUGCAUAGGCUGUUGUCCGUCGACCCAGUUUUAGGUGCAUAUGUGGGUUAUUUAGUUAAUUUCACCAGCAUCUGGUUAGCUCAGUUAGCUAACCAGAGCUGGUUAGCAUUCUUAGCAUGUCCAUUAGUAUCAUUUGUGGCAAUGCUAGGAUAAACAUUACAAAGCAACCAUAUCACCCCAGAAGAUGAUCGGUAGUAAUUAAGUGCAUGAUUUCAUUACCGUUGCUUUGUGAAGUAACUGGGUUGAUAGAUGGAAGCCUAGGUAAGUUCGGAAAUUAUGUUUUUAUCAUGUAUUUUUAGUUAACUGUUCCUUGAAGGAUUGUGUUUGUAUAAAUCCUGAAGACGUUGUUUGUAAAUAGUCCGUACAAUUUAAUGUGCUAUGAUGGCAGCUUCAGAAUAAUGUAGAUCUGUGUAAUUAUGGUUUUUCAAUCUCCUCUGGUUCUGGCUUCUGUAUUUUAGUAUAUCGUGUUCAUUUGAACAUUUCUCUCUAGUUUAGCAUUCUUUUUUUUAUUUUUUUUAUCCUGUAAACACGUUAUGUUUUGGUCUUGUUAUGUUCUAGCGAGGUUAGUUGUUAAUACUGUACUGGAAAAUAUACUGCUAGUCAAGAACCCUCUUAAAUUUGAUGUCUUGGUAAGUGUAUUGACUGUGGAAUGAUAAGAUACUGUUGUUAACCCAAUUAUGAGUAAAAAGUCAAGAGAAUAGAAAUGGUUUAUUAAAGACAUUUCAUCACUCACUGAGAAAAACGAUCAAUGAACCACAUGCUCCUUUAACUGAAAUUGGAUCUUACAUGUUUAUUAUAUUUGGGCUGAUUUUCAGUUGCAUGGUGUGAAAGUCGACAGGAGGAAGAAAGACAUUGGACAAUUUCAUGAGAGUACUUGUAAUUUGAUUUGCUAUUUGAAGGAUUCUUGAUACGUACGAUGCAUGUCAGUUCAUAGUGGUUGUUUAGUUAUGGCUUGUUAAGAUCAACGUAUCUGUCCAUUUUUAUCUGUCUGUUUUUUAUACCUUUUACCAGAAUAAACCAAAUCUAACCCUGUGGC